Molecule: messenger RNA, 1531 nt
Organism: Durio zibethinus
Lineage: Eukaryota; Viridiplantae; Streptophyta; Magnoliopsida; Malvales; Malvaceae
Product: purple acid phosphatase 3-like
Molecular function (GO): acid phosphatase activity
Source: RefSeq, a predicted model, not a curated record
GGGUAAUUUUUUUCAUUUUGGAAAAGCUCUGAUCACUUCUAGUUUUUUAACAUCUCUGCCUCCUGUUAAAACCAUAUUUAUAAACAGCCUGCUUUCCUUCCUUCAUAGCCAGGCCUCCUAUAACUAGCUAUUCUCUCCAUUUUCAUCUUUUUUGUUUCUUUUCCCCUCACAUAUUUAAUCAUGGUUGUUUUAUACAAAAAACCUAUGCUCCUAACGCUUGUCAAAAAACCUAUGCUCCUAACGCUUGUUUCGAUUCUUCUUCUUGGAUUGCUUUCUGUUUCCUGUCUGGCAGAGCUUCAGCGCUUCCAACACUCGGCCAAAGCUGAUGGGUCUCUUAGCUUCUUGGUGGUGGGAGAUUGGGGAAGAAGAGGACUCUGUAACCAAUCUGAAGUUGCUCUUCAGAUGGGAAUCGUCGGAGAGAAAUUAGAUAUUGACUUUGUAAUCUCUACGGGAGAUAACUUUUACGACAAUGGAUUGAACGGUGUACAUGAUCCAGCUUUCCAUCAAUCCUUCACUGAUAUCUACACAGCUCCUAGCUUGCAAAAGCAAUGGUACAAUGUGUUGGGUAAUCAUGAUUACAGGGGUAAUGUUGAGGCGCAGCUGAGUCCCAUUCUUACAAAGAUGGAUAGCAGAUGGCUUUGCUUGAGAUCUUUUAUCCUCAAUGCUGGACCUGAAAUUGCAGAAUUUUUCUUUGUAGACACUACUCCAUUUGUGACCAAAUACUUCAUCGACCCUGAAGAUCAUGUCUAUGACUGGAAGGGCAUAUUACCCAGAAAGAAUUACAUUAAGAAUCUCUUGAUGGAAGUGGAAUCGGCUUUAAGAGAAUCCACAGCAAAAUGGAAGAUUGUAGUGGGUCACCAUACAAUCAAAAGUGCUGGACACCAUGGCAACACUGCUGAGCUUGCAAUUCAUCUUCUUCCAAUCCUUCAGGCAUAUGAUGUUGAUCUUUAUAUUAAUGGGCAUGACCAUUGCUUAGAGCAUAUUAGCAGCAGCAGUGAGAGUGGAAUUCAAUUCUUAACAAGUGGUGGUGGAUCAAAGGCAUGGGGUGGCGAUGUCAAUUGGUGGAAUCCACAAGAAAUGAAAUUCUAUCAUGAUGGACAAGGUUUCAUGUCAGUGCAAAUGACUCAGACUGAGGUUGACAUCAAAUUCUAUGAUGUUUUUGGCAAUGUUUUGCACAAAUGGAGCACUUCCAAGCAACUUUCUCCUGCAAUGUGAGGAAAGUUAAUCGCAUGCUUCUAAAACACCUUGAACAUCAAAUUGCUUCCUGCAUCAUCAGAGCUACUAGAGACAACAGAGGAAGGGAAAAGCAGAGGAGAGACACUUUGUUCUAUUAUGUAUUUAAUUUGUCAAAACCCAACUAUUUAGAUUAAACUAAUUUUUACAUUGGGGUCCUUCUCACUUCUCACUAAGGGAAGGUUUGGGGUGUGUUGGCCCGUUUAUAUGAGAUUUCAUCUUAAUCCAAAAUAAUCGAUUUUAAAAUUAAUGACGUGUCCUGUUUUUAAAUAAAAAAUUAAAAUAACCUCGUAGGUUC